Messenger RNA from Folsomia candida, 2905 nucleotides. RefSeq names its product proteoglycan 4. The record is from RefSeq and is a predicted model, not a curated record. The transcript is spliced from 8 exons. Gene Ontology annotation, biological process: calcium ion transmembrane transport; regulation of cytosolic calcium ion concentration; manganese ion transport. Lineage: Eukaryota; Metazoa; Arthropoda; Collembola; Entomobryomorpha; Isotomidae. The coding region runs from base 1 to 2796 and encodes 931 amino acids. Gene Ontology annotation, cellular component: cation channel complex; membrane. Gene Ontology annotation, molecular function: inositol 1,4,5 trisphosphate binding; store-operated calcium channel activity.
AUGGUGAUCUUGACAAUACUCUUGUGGCCAUUGUACCAAAUAAUCUUGUGGUUCACGGAUGGCUGGGAUAGCAAAUGGAGACGAAGGUGGACGUGUCCUUUGAGCAAAUAUCUCCACGGGAUCGGCUCAUACGUAUGGUUUCUGGGGAUUCUCGGUGCCCAAGUAUACCUCCCAUCACGAUGUCUUUACAGCAGAUACAAGUUCUAUGUUCCGGACGCCGAUUGUCCAAGUACAGGGCCGCCUACCAUUGGCACGGAAUGGGCCCUUAUUAUAUUUGUGAUAGGGCGACUCUUCUCAACUCUUAAGUUGAACUCAAUCCCGUGGAUGUGGAAGUCUACGUCCACGUGGUGGGCCAGGAUUGACCUCUUGACGAACGGGAUGUUCGUUAUGACGUUCAUUUUCUGGUUGUGGUCAUGGGCGAGUAAUGUCCAACAGAAAUCGAGGAAUGACUCUCGAGAAUAUUGGGGACAAUACUAUCCCGAGAUUUUUGGUGAAAGUUCCCUCGCGAUCGCCUGCAUUUUAGCGUUUUCAAAUACACUACAACUUCUCCGGCUUAAUCAAGUCUUUGGCCCAAUGCAGAUCAGUUUGGGAAAUACGCUCAAAACUUUCCUUCCAACGGUGGGUGUUUACCUGGUCGUAGUGUUCUCUUUCAGCACUGGCUUAAACGCGAUAUACGUCCCAUUCAACGGAAUUCCUGGAAAAAGAUACGAUGGCGUCCCCUCCGUGCAGACGAGUCCUUUCGGCAAAACUGUCUUGAGCCCCAGUGAAGAACUCUUUUGGGUAUUCUUUGGCAUGUCGGGGAACGAUAAGCCGUUGUUUCUCGACUUUGAAAGUGCAGAACCUAGAACUUAUAAUCACCAUACUUGGAGUGAAAUGGCUGGCAAAAUUUUAUUCUUUGCCUAUAACGUGAUCGGAGUUCUGACAAUGCAUAACAUGCUUUUGUCCCAUUAUACUUCGUCGGCUGCCGAGUUGAAAGAUAAUUCUGACACCACGUGGAAAUUUACUCGUGCUCAGAUUUAUCUAACCUACACGAAAGACACCGUGUUAUCUCCACCCUUCAAUUUAAUCCCCACAUUUUCGGAUAUCCGAAGAUUUUUUAAGUUCUUGAGACUAUUGUGUCAUAUGGACACGGAUGAAGACGCUCAGGAGGACGAACACCCGGCUUGCUCGUUUCGUCAAUGCUGUUUCCUAAGACGCCCUAUCGACAAGGAGGAAGAAGGAAGGAAUUUGAAAGCCUACCGAAGACUUGCCCUGAAUCUUCUGAGACGCUACACUCAAAUGGUGACUGAGCGAGAAAACAACGCUACAGCAAAUAGCGACGACGUGAAAGAAAUCGGGGAAGAGUUGGCCGAACUAAAGGCCAAAAUCCAAAGUAAAAUGAGAGAAUUGCAAGAACAAGUGGCACAAUCUCAGUCCAAUGCGACUAUUGUACCAUCAUCACAACCACAAAGCAGUACAGCGACAGUGGUCAGUCCAUCGGUUGAAGUUCAUGAGAAGGUUGACAAUACGGAAAAACGUCGUUUUGCUGCCGCUGCGAGCAAAGUGGUCAAAAAAGACGUUGUUGGACGGUUUUCAGUAACGAAAGUCGCUCCAAUGCCACCAUCGCCAUCAUCGCCACCACUAGGACAACAAGAAAUUAAUGCCCCACUUCCUUCUAAGACUAGCUCAGAGACAAAUGUCAAACCGUCAAAGGUGACGACGCCUCCACAAUCAGUGGUACAACUGCAUCCAAAAGUGACACCACCCGUGAAGAAAAGUGGUGACGACGUUGUGAUAUCUAAAUCUACACCACCCCCUUCGCAACCCAUGGUUUCACCACCCACGAAAAAGUCUCCCAUCACAUCAGUCAGUGACGUUAAUACUGCAGAACCAAUCAUUCUGGAUACACCUCAAAAACAAGUCAAAACUCCGCCAGUAAUAAAAUCGCCUCAAAUUUCCCACCAUCCAAGUAAUGUCGAAGCACCUCCACAACCAUCCGUCACAACGCCACAAAAACAAGUAAAAACGCCACCACAAAUCAAGACUCCGCCGGUGACAAAAUCGCCCCAAAUCUCCCGUCAUGCGGGUAAUGAAGAAGCUGCUCCGGCCGUCACCACGCCACAACAAGAAGUCAAAACACCACCACCAGCAAAGUCACCACACAAAGUACGGUCACCACAGGAAUUGGCAAGUAGUGGGCAGGCAGGGCCAACCUUACCCUUGCACAAACAGCAACCUCUCCAAUUCACAAUCGAAGAUCUAGAACCACAUCCUCCGACAAAGCAGACAGGCAAACGCACAUCAGGAGAUCAGGGAGCUUCGCAACUAGGUGUACUCACAAUUGAAAAUCAGGACCCUCAUCCUCCACAAACUGUGGAAGAAAUUCAAAGACAACCACAUUCAACCAUGUCACCGACGACAAAAUCUCCAAAAUCCCAACUUUCUCCAAAGGAAUCAGGUCAUCAAGUUCCAAAACCACCGGCAACUGUUCCAUCGCCACAUCGGGUUUCCUAUAAAAGUCCACCAAAGGAAUCGAAUAACCCACCUCCACCACCACCUAUGAAUACUCCAAGUCCAAAGCAAUCAAAAUCUAACGCUACACAACAGUCUACUCCAUUGGCGAAGCCGUGGCCACAACACACCCAACAAAUGCCCGGAGGGACACCCCAAAAGAAAGUGGAGCAGAUUAUUAAGGCAAGCCCAAUUUCGCCACCGCCGCCGCCACCUCCACCACCACCAAUUCAACCAGGCGAAUCGUCUCCUGACCUGACUAAAAGGCUGUCCAAGAAAAAGAGUACGGAUAAAAAGACGCAGUGAUGGAUGAGAAUAAUGGUAUCUGAAAAAAUGUAAAAUAUAAAUAAAGAAAAACAAAGUGAUUAAGUACAUUAGAACAUAUAAUAGCAAAGUAGUAGGAAAUACGAAAACA